Molecule: messenger RNA, 984 nt
Organism: Procambarus clarkii (red swamp crayfish)
Lineage: Eukaryota; Metazoa; Arthropoda; Malacostraca; Decapoda; Cambaridae
Product: mucin-7-like
Source: RefSeq, a predicted model, not a curated record
AUGGCAACCACAUCUCCCCUGAGUGGUGCUGCACCAGCUGACUCUGAUGCUGCACCUGGGGAGACCAUCACGACCACAUCUCCCCUGAGUGGUGCUGCUCCAGCUGACUCUGAUGCUGCACCUGAGGAGACCAUCACGACCACAUCUCCCCUGAGUGGUGCUGCUCCAGCUGACUCUGAUGCUGCACCUGGGGAGACCAUCACGACCACAUCUCCUCCCCUGAGUGGUACUGCUCCAGCUGACUCUGAUGCUGCACCUGAGGAGACCAUCACGACCACAGCUCCCCUGAGUGGUGCUGUUCCAGCUGACUCUGAUGCUGCACCUGGGGAGACCAUCACGACCACAUCUCCUCCCCUGAGUGGUGCUGCUCCAGCUGACUCUGAUGCUGCACCUGGGGAGACCAUCACGACCACAUCUCCUCCCCUGAGUGGUACUGCUCCAGCUGACUCUGAUGCUGCACCUGGGGAGACCAUCACGACCACAUCUCCUCCCCUGAGUGGUACUGCUCCAGCUGACUCUGAUGCUGCACCUGGGGAGACCAUCACGACCACAGCUCCCCUGAGUGGUACUGCUCCAGCUGACUCUGAUGCUGCACCUGAGGAGACCAUCACGACCACAUCUCCCCUGAGUGGUGCUGUUCCAGCUGACUCUGAUGCUGCACCUGGGGAGACCAUCACGACCACAUCUCCUUCCUUGAGUGGUGCUGCUCCAGCUGACUCUGAUGCUGCACCUGAGGAGACCAUCACGACCACAUCUCCCCUGAGUGGUGCUGCUCCAGCUGACUCUGAUGCUGCACCUGAGGAGACCAUCACGACCACAUCUCCCCUGAGUGGUACUGCUCCAGCUGACUCUGAUGAUGCACCUAAGGAGACCAUCACGACCACAUCUCCCAUGAGUGGUGCUGCACAGGAACUGAGUGAAAAAAUGGAUAAUAUUGGAAAAACUCCAGUUGAUUCUCGGUUCAAUUGGUCAUCGUCUCAAUGA